CAACAUGGCGCCGUCGCCGCCGCUGUCGUUGUGGACGUUGGUCGAGCUCGAGCCCGGGGCCGUUGAUUUGGGACCAAGUUUAAGUUAACGGCGGAAUUAAAAUCAUAAAUUAAACCUACAAAAGAUAGAAAAUUAUAAAAUCAAACGGACGGUACCGAGGGAGGAAGGGAGGAGAGGAGAGGAGGAAGAAGAGAACAUAGACCCGGAGAUAGAAUAAAAUAAAACAAAUAAACCCUCGGCACCGGGGCGUGAUAAACAUUUAAAAUUAUUAUUAUUAUUAAUAAUAAUAAUAAUUAUCAUGGACUUAUUCAGUUGGUUAAAUUCGGUUCAGGUGGAAAUUAGUCAGUGUUUAGGGGGUGGGGAUGGAGCCCCAGGCUCAGUGUCUUUAAAGACGAAUAUUUUAUGAUUAAUAUAAACUGUUCAAGAAUUGAUUUAUAAUUAAAAAAAAAAGAAUCAAGCACAGGGAGAGAGAAAGGGGAGGAAAUACUGUCCCUAGAAUUCACCCUGGAAAGGCAGGAGCAGCUCAGGAAUCUAGAACACUGGGUCGCAGCCUCAGGAUAAAAGGACCGAUCAUUUAGGACUGAGUUUUGAAGACAGCACUUGGAUUGUAAAGGUGACUUGGCAAAAUGGACAUUGGCAGGAUGGACAGCGAGGCUGAUGGUAGUGGGCCAGCUGCUGACUCUAUCUCAGUCUCCUCCCUAAAACUGAAUGGUGAUAACUCGGAGUUAGAGGAUGACGAAGGCGAGGGCUUGAACUGUGAUAAUGGUGAUCUGGAAGUCAAUCCUUUUGAUGGGUUACCUUUUUCCUCGCGGUACUACGAGCUACUAAAACGGAGAAAAGCUCUGCCAGUCUGGAGUAUCAAGUACUACUUCAUGGAAAGCCUUGUUAACAAUAAUGUGGUACUGGUUUCUGGCAAACUGGGAUGUGGCAAAAGUACUCAGAUUUCCCAGUGGUGUGCUGAGUAUGCCCUCUCGGUUCAGUACCAACAUGGCAUGGUGGUCUGCACACAACCUCAUGGCCUGUCCGCUAUGUGUUUGGCGCAGCGUGUGGCAGAUGAACUGGACUUAAAUGUGGGUCAUGAGAUUGGAUAUCAUGUCCCUUAUGAAGACUGCUGCACGACAGAAACUAUUCUCAGAUACUGCACAGAUAAUAUAUUGCUCUGUGAAAUGAUGUCUGAUCCCUUGUUGCAUCACUACGGAGUUAUAAUUAUUGACGAGGCCCAUGAGCGGACAGUGGCAAGUGAUGUCCUGCUCGGUUUAUUGAAAGACUUGCCAAGGCAAAGGCCAGAGUUGAAGGUUGUGGUCAUCACAGCGCCAUAUCUGGAGGGCAGACUUGGGAGUUACUAUGCUGGUGUGCCUUUUGUAAAAGUGGAGGAUGCUGCAGAAAAUUCCUUUCCUGUGGAAGUUAUAUACAGAGAUGGCCAGUUUAAGGACCGUGUUUCAGCUGCUGCUCAAACUGUACUGGAUAUACACAGGAAGGGAGAAGAGGGCAACAUUUUAGUUUUCUUGGCCAGUGAAAAGGAGAUAAAAGACUGUUGUCAAGCUAUACGGACAGAAGGGGGUGCUAUUGGGUCUCAGUUGGGUGAGCUCAUUCCUAUUCCAUUACAUUCUGGCAUCGGAAGCAACUUCCAAAAAAUUUAUGAAAAUUGCAGCCAGAAAUUCGAGGAUUACCGGAGGAAGAUUAUCAUUGCAGACUCGUUAGCAGAUUCUUCAUUUGCUAUUGAUGUCACUUAUGUAAUAGACUCUGGAAUGGAACAGAAAAAUGUGUACAAUCCUCGCAUUCGGGCUGAUUCUCAGGUUGUUCAACCAAUUAGUAAGAGCCAGGCUGAGCUAAGGUGGCAGAGAUUAGGCCACAUCUGCCCAGGGAAGUGCUUCCGCUUGUACUCCAAAGCAUUCCACAAUGACAUGCCAGAUGUUCCACCACCUCGGGUGUCUGAAACAAACCUCAGUCACCUGGUGCUUCUGCUGAAGAGGCUAGAUAUUGCGGAUAUGGGACAGUGUGACUUUUUGGAUAGGCCAGCCCCAGAGGCACUGAUGCAGGCACUGGAGGAUCUAGAUUAUUUGGCUGCUCUGGAUGAUGAUGGGAACCUGUCAGAAGUUGGAAUCAUUAUGUCUGAAUUCCCACUGGACCCUCAACUUGCCAAAGCUCUUCUUGCAUCCUGUGAAUUUGAUUGUGUGAAUGAGAUGUUAACAAUUGCUGCAAUGGUAAUAGCAUCGCCAUGUUUUGUUGCACCACCCAAACAUUUAGAGGAAGCUGCAACCAUACGCAGGAGAGUUCUUCUACAUCCCGAGGGUGAUCAUUUUACUCUGAUCAAUGUCUACAAUGCGUUCAAACAACAUAAUGAAGAUGAAACAUGGUGUCUGAAGAAUUAUCUGAGUUAUUCUGCUCUGAAGCUGGCUGACAUUGUCCGCUAUGAAUUGUUGGAGCUAAUGCAAAGGAUUGAGCUGCCUGUAUCACCACCGAACUUCGGAAUGGAGGAAAAUGUGCUUAACAUAAAGAAAGCUCUGAUCUCCGGCUACUUCCUUAAGGUAGCAAGAGACGUGGAUGGCUCUGGGAAUUACCUGAUGCUGAAUCAUAAGCAUGUGGCUCACUUGCAUCCUUUAUCAUGUUACCUCACCAGGAAGCCUCGGCCCCGGCCUCCCUCCUGGGUCCUUUAUCACGAGUUUACCAUUUUCCAAGACAACUGCAUCAGCGUUGUUUCUGAGAUUAAUCCGGAAAUGCUGAUUGAGUUUGCGCCACAGUACUACCUUAGCAAUCUACCAGCCAGUGAGAGCCGCGACCUGCUCAUGAAGCUUCGGGAGAAGCUGACUGGCACAGAAACACAGCAAGACGAAGAGGCAGAAGAAUCCCUGAAGGAAGAUGAAGACGCAGAAGAGGUUGAAAAUGAGGAGCUCUGCUUACUUCAGUGAAUGGGAAGAAAAGCAGUCGAACCUGGAUGGGCAAAGGGACCAGUGACUAACGAUAGCUGGUCAUUGAACCUCCUCGUAUACGGCAUGGGAACCAGAUCCAGCAUUUAAACAGAAUCACCACUUUCUUCUUGAGAGGAACCAGAGGAGAAAAUGAGGAGAAUUUUUUUCUUGCUCAGUGAAUUAUGAUUUGGAAUGCACUACCUGAAAGGAUGGUAAAAACAGAUUCAGCAGUAACUUUGAAAAGGAAUUUAGAUCUAUUCUUGAAAAGGAAAACAUUGGGGAAAGAGCAGAGGAGUGAGUCUAAUUGGAUAGCUUUUGCAAGGAGCAGAGACAAUGGACUGAAUGACCUCCCGCACAGCUGUAUAAUUUUUUGAUUCUGGUCAGAAGGUAUUUUGCUUCACCAGUUAGUGAGUCACUUUCAAUGGCAAGGACUCCCCUGACCUGUCUUUGUCCAUUCUCCUCCAAGGGGUGUAUGGAUGAUGUAGUGGGUUGAUAUACUCUCCUUUCACCUGCUGGAACUCAGCACAGAAUGCAUGUAAAAGUACAUGUAAUGCAUAUAAGGUGAAAUUAAUUUGGGCAGUCGAAACCCAUUUUCAGUGUGAGCGUAGAAUUACCUAUAACAUGGUAGUGUCACUCCAGGGUGACAGCUGUAGAAAUAGCCAAAUGCUGUAUGGAUAUAGCAGCGGGUACUGUACUGAGAUUGGCACUUAGGCAAAUAUUUGGUUCAGCAUAGAGGCAACUUUACCCUGUGGCUCACGAUACUGUACCUUCUGCUCAAGUAUAUGAUGUUAGCAAUUGGAAAGUGUUCCAUUUCCCAAUGCUAGCAUCCCUCACCAUGAGCAAAAAAUAAAGAAACUCUUUAAAAUAAAAAAGUCACCACGGGCACAAAGAUAUGAGAUUUAAAGAAUCUUCAAACCUCUCCAUUAAUUCUCUUAAAAGGAUGUCAGAUUAUUACUGGAAAAGGAGUACUUCAGGGUAUGGGGAUUGAGCAAAGAUUAGAUUAGAUGGUUGAUUAUGUGAAAAACAUCACAAGUUUGAUUUACUGAAUGGCUUUUUUUGUGUGCUGUAACACUCCCCACCACCAUUUUUGGGUGGGCUAUCCCUUAUUCUAUUUAAGAGUUGAAUAGUGCAACUAGCCAUCAAGCCUCAUCUCUACCAUGGAAAGAUUCGAGCGCAGGUGUGUGCAUGGGUGUGGGGUGUCUGCCUGCGAGUGUCUGCUUGUGUGCAUAUCUGUGUGUGUGUGUGUCUUUCUCUGUGUCUGUGGGUGUGCCCAUCUGUGAGUGUGUCCUUGUGUUUGUGCAUGUGCAUGUGUGUGUAUGUGUCUGCAUGCUUGUGCAUAUUUGGAAACCCAAAUCAGUAAGUUUGACCCUUGCAGAUUGCAUGAAAGGCAAGUAAAGCUUGGUCAAAAGUAAUACAAUAGCAUAUGGAGUAUAAUGCAAUGUUUGUCUUUUUAAAAGCUUGGGCACUACAUUGAUUAUAUAGUUACUAGGAAUUAUGUUGUGUGCCUGGAUUAUAACUUUCUCCUUUAUCAUUUUUAUAAAGUUUUACGUUGUUCUCGUUUUCACAGUCUCAUGCAUGCAGGCAACAGACAAUGUGAAAAUCUUGCACUUGUAGAACACUAAGCUCACUGGAAUGCUGAGCAAGCUGGGACCAGUUGUGGGGCAAACAAAGCCAAGUUAUAUGUUGUGUCUACUUAAUUCUCUAACUUCUGAAAAUUGUUGCAAGUGCAAUGUCUAAAUAAAGCUCAGCAUUAGAACAAAAUGAAAAUUUCACGUCCCAGCCAGCAAAUUGCAUAUUCCACUCUCGCAGGUCUAAAAACAGAUAUGCUCAACGUUGCAGGCACCUUUGCUCGUGAGGAACAUUAGCACGCUACUGAAUUGGUUACUCUGCCCAUGCUCAUUCUGCAUAUCUAUACAGUUUUCUACAGUUGCAUUCUGAGCAAGUGACUGAUAAGUUGCAGUUUCCCAGUAACUUUCGAUGUGUAGAGUUCGUCUUUCCAAUGUUUUUUUUCACUGCUCAGCUGCGUCUUGAACAUGGAACAAAGGUUGAUGGGAGAACAGUACAGUGCCCUGUUUAUUGCAGGUCUAAACUGCUAAUAUUUUUUUGUUUAUAUGCUUUUUCCUAGCCUAAACUUCAACUGAAAAACAAAAUUGAGAAUUCUGGAAUUCAGCCAGUGGUAGCCAACACCAGAGCAUGUUUUUGUGUUGUGUUUCAAGAUUUUAGACUAUACUCUUAAAUUGCAAAUGUGAGGGUUUUUUCCCCCCCCCUUUUGAGUGUGCGACUGUGUACUUAGGGCUCUAGAUUUUUUUCACUUCUCAUUGCAGCUGAAAUAGGAUUUUUGAACGAACCUGAGAUACUCUUUACCUUCAGGUUUCUAGAAGGCACUACCACAAAAGGCAGUUUGGGAUGAGUAAAUCACUGAUAAUAAAUUGACCAAUCCUCUUUCUGCUAGCAGAUAAACACACAGACCUGUUGCUAUGCAGACUAAAAGUGCCAAGUUUGAUUCUGCAGGCUGUGUUCAGUUAGCUGCUCUCAGGCAGGAUACCAACUUGUGGCCUGAGUACCCAAGAUUAAGGAGGAUGAAAAAUAUUAACUGCAGUUCCCACUCUUGGUCGCUAUCUUGAUCAAGAAAAUGGAUAUUGGAUAAGAACAGGACUAGGCUGAGCUUAUCGCUUGGCACAUGAACAGAUGCUGUCCAGGCUCACGUGAAGAAUGGCUGCUUUACUGAGUCAUUGGAAGACCGUCACCUGUGAAAUCUGAUCCUAGCAGAGGGUAGCAACCUCACAAGAAAAAAGGGAGAAAAUCAGAGCAAGGAUAACAAACAAUUAUUUUUAGAAAUUGGCAUCUUCAACUCUUGGUUGUAAUGACAAGAUCUAAAGUUUUAUCGUGGCAAACUUGAAUAAUAAUGAUUUUGUUUUAUUUCAUGAUUUUAAAAAGGGUGCUCUGGUGGGUUUUAACUAGUUAGUUUACCUCAUCCACAGUGCAGAUAUUAGCAUCUUAAAGUUGAAUGAAUCUACACAACAUUUAUAAUCAGCACGCUUAGUAGCUUCAGAAAACAUGUAGAAUUGGGGAUAUUUUUGGUGUGCUUUUUGAACAGAUCCUUAAUCAUUUCAUCUUGAAGGGGAAGAGAGAUCUGCAACUAAUUUAGAGGAUGGAUGGCCUCUUUGGCUGGUUUAAAACUGGGUGCUGGAGGGGUGGUGGAGUCUUCAAUAACAGCCCCACUGUAAAUUUGCCAGAUCCACGAAAUCCAGUUUGCUGGAAGUCAUAUUUUUGCCAGAUUUAGUGAAGUUGGCAAGUUUUCAAUGAGAUUGCUGCUUUAUGUGUCAGGGCUGGUGACAGUAGCAAAACUCUUAAGGCCAGUGGUACAUCAAUGGUCUGUAAACAGGAAUAGACGGAAGCUUCAAAUCUAGACAAUUAAGUGCUGUUGCAAAUUGCUAAGUGCCAAUUCAGAUAGCUCUUUUUUCUGAUAAUCGGAAUUUCUCAUAAAAAUUAACUGAGGUAAGGGAAGCUUUAAGGGUGUAUUUCAAAGCUGGGUUUCACUUUACCAUUUAGGCAGAAUAUACUGUUUUUAUCCUCCGGUAGGGAAAAGCUUGCACAUUUUUCAGUCAAGAAAAUAAAUCUUUUACUGUCUUCUGCACGUUGAUGUAGAUGUAGUAAUUCUCUUUACCAGGAAUGUUCAUUUAUUUCAAAUGAUUCUAUAACUACUUGACAGCUGAAGCAAUAAAUAUAUAGACACAUUUAUAUUGAGCCUUGUGUCUCAGAACUGUCGGAUACUGUGCUUCAAAUGCUAUAAAACUUUUCUCAUAAAGUAAGGGACACUUUAAAUGUAUGAGGAUUGUUUGUCAAACCUUAUUGGAGUUCUUGCCUUGGAGGAAAGUAAAAAUUUACAGGGAAAGAGCAAAUAAAUUAGGCUGGCAUCCUGUAAGACUACAAUCCUCCAUGUAACAAUACAUGUUCGCCAUUGAAGUGUUUAAUUUGCGAAUCACAAAGUAAUUUUAGUCAGUAAGAUCCGUAUGUAUUUAACACUAAAACCGGAUGAGUCAUAAGUAACCUGGAGCUUGUGUAAAGCUUCAAUUCCUUCUCCCAGUGAAAGCUUUAUAAUUUAUUUGAAAGGAUAGCACAGUUAUUAUGUUGUUUCUCUGCACUUAAUUUAAGGUGUUGGGGCUUUGUUUUUUCCUUAUGUAAUUUAUUUUCUAUACGAGUGCCAAUUGCACAGUUGAUAGGCAAGAUGUUGUGCUACUAUUGAUUUUGAAGCAAAUAGAAAAUAUAGGUGUUGCUGCUAUAUUUAUUUCUGAUUCACUUUCUCCCCUUAUCUCGAAUCCUGGUCUUGUAAGCACAAAUUUUAGAAACUUCCUUUUUACCGAGGAAGAAACUUGCUGUAAAAUUUAGUCGACUAUGAAAUUAUUGUACUUUUCUGAAUGUUGGACAAUAUUUAAAAUUAUGUAGAAAAUUUCAAUGGUGUCACCAAUGUCAAUUUUAAUGACUGCAAAGUAAAACUAAAAAUAGUCUUG
Molecule: messenger RNA, 7420 nt
Organism: Carcharodon carcharias (great white shark)
Lineage: Eukaryota; Metazoa; Chordata; Chondrichthyes; Lamniformes; Lamnidae
Product: putative pre-mRNA-splicing factor ATP-dependent RNA helicase DHX32
Exons: 13
Coding region: 627-2909 (760 amino acids)
Cellular component (GO): intracellular anatomical structure; spliceosomal complex
Molecular function (GO): RNA binding; ATP hydrolysis activity
Source: RefSeq, a predicted model, not a curated record